Messenger RNA from Punctularia strigosozonata HHB-11173 SS5, 1392 nucleotides. RefSeq names its product tryptophanyl-tRNA synthetase. Gene Ontology annotation, biological process: tryptophanyl-tRNA aminoacylation. Gene Ontology annotation, cellular component: cytoplasm. NCBI's taxonomy places the organism in Eukaryota, Fungi, Basidiomycota, Agaricomycetes, Corticiales, Punctulariaceae. The record is from RefSeq and is a predicted model, not a curated record. The transcript has 8 exons. Gene Ontology annotation, molecular function: tryptophan-tRNA ligase activity; ATP binding. Bases 1 to 1392 code for a protein of 463 amino acids.
AUGUCGACCGGCGGCCCGCCCUUGAUGGUUCCUGAGGACGCACCCAACCAGAGUGCGAUGGAGAAGGUCUUGGAGGCCUUGAACAUCAAGGAGAAACCCGAGACUCAGGUCCAGCCCGCAACUUCUGCAGGCGGAGAACCAGUCAAACCGGCGCUUGUGUCCGAUGCGCACGAACAGGUUGUCACACCCUGGGACGUCCAAGGCGCGGUGUCUAGCGACGGCAAGCAGACCGCGAUCGACUAUGAUAAGCUCAUCGUACAAUUCGGAACUCGGCGUGUGGAUCAAGCGAUGCUGGAGCGAUUCGAGAGGUUGACCGGUGUCAAGCCGCACCCUUUCCUACGGAGAGGGCUGUUCUUCUCGCAUCGCGAUUUUGAUAAAAUCCUGGAUCGGUAUGAGCAGGGGAAGCCUUUCUUCCUCUAUACCGGGCGAGGUCCGAGUAGUGGCAGCAUGCAUCUCGGACAUUCCGUUCCCUUCGCAUUCACGAAAUGGCUUCAGGACGUCUUCGAUGUUCCGCUUGUCAUCCAGCUUACAGAUGACGAGAAGUUCCUGUUCAAGCACGAGCUGAAGCCCGAGCAGACGCUCCAGUUUGCGAAAGAAAACGCGAAGGACAUCAUCGCCUUUGGAUUCGAUGUCAACAAGACAUUCAUAUUCAGCGAUUUCGAAUACCUUGGUGGUGCUUUCUACAAGAACGUGUCCAAAAUAUCCAGGCAGAUCAGCUAUAACCAGGCGAAAGCUACCUUCGGUUUCAACGACUCAGACAAUAUCGGCAAAAUUCACUUCGCCUCCAUCCAAGCCGCUCCGUCGUUUUCCAACUCAUUCCCUCAAAUCUUCGGCGAAGUGUCAAACAUCCCCUGCCUCAUCCCUUGCGCCAUCGACCAAGACCCAUACUUCCGGCUUACUCGCGACGUCGCGCAGAAGCUCAAGUAUCCCAAACCGACGCUCUUGCACUCCAAAUUCUUCCCCGCACUUCAAGGGCCACAGACGAAGAUGAGCGCGAGCGACCCGAACUCAGGUAUCUACAUGACGGACACGCCCAAUCAGAUCAAGAACAAGAUCAAUCGGCAUGGAUUUAGCGGCGGCAAGGAAACGGAGGAAGAGCAUAGACGAUUAGGUGGUGACCCCGACGUCGAUGUCGCGUACCAAUACCUGAGCUUUUUCCUGGAUGACGAUGAGGAGCUCGCAAGACUGGCUACGGAAUAUCGUGCUGGGACGCUGCUGACGGGGCAGCUUAAGGCGAGAUGUAUCGCUCUGCUGACGGAGAUGGUCACCAGCUUCCAGAAGCGACGCUCCGAAGUCUCCGCUGAAACCCUCGCUCAGUUCAUGGAUGGCACGAGGAAAAUUGUCCCCUCAUACGGCAAGGCGAAGACUGCUCCGUCACAUCCGACUGCUUGA